GUCCGUCAGAGGAGUAGAUUGGUUUCGUGUUUCGCGUCAAGUCCGUUGGAAGCAAACCAUCAGGUCUGUUUCUAGUCGCUUCCAUUCGUCGCCAUGAUGGGGCUACGAGAAGACUGUCGCUUUCUGUUUUUAGCUUCCUUUCUUGUGACAUGUGGGACGACGCUUGCUCAGGGACCCUUACCCCGAACACCGAGCGACAUACUUAAGUCAAACGGCUACCCAUCGGAGGUGCAUCAUGUAACAACGGAAGACGGAUACAUUCUGCAACUUGACCGCAUACCACAGCCUGGCAAACCAGUGGUUUAUCUCGCCAAUCAACUGGUCAGUUCAGCAGCAGCAUAUCUGAUCCUCGGGAAAGGCAAAUCAAUUGGUUUCCUCCUCUAUGACGCUGGAUUCGACGUGUGGUUAAGUAAUUUCCGCGGCACCAACUUCUCUCUCACCCAUAAAACGUUGUCCAGCUCCGAUGACAAAUUUUGGGAGUUCGGGUGGCACGAGCACGGCACGCUCGACAACCCGGCCCUCAUCGACUACAUAGUCGCGACCACCAAGCAGCCCAGCGUCGUGUUCAUGGGCCACUCCAUGGGGGCCACCACCUUCUUCGUGACGGCCUCGGAGCGCCCAGACACUCUUAAAAAAAUCAGCGCUGCUUUCGUGAUGGGCCCUGCCUCGUUCCUGGCGCACCACCGCAACCCAGCUCUCAGCAUCUACCACCCCGUGGCCAACAUCACGCAGAGAAUUGCAGACCUGACUCACCAUCACCGACAGCCUGUUGAGUUCAUCCGUUCGGUCAUCGACCGGAUUUGCAAUAGCGCCCGGAGAUUGAAUCAAGAGCUCUGUCGUUUGGCGGGACUGAGCCCCGAUGAUCGCAUACUGUCGGAUAUAGGCAUUUUCUUCCCAGCUGGAGGAUCGCUCGGGCAAAUUUUGCACUACGCGCAGUUGGGUGAUCGGAAAUGGCCAGGUUUCCGAAAGUACAAUUACGGUACCAGAGGGAAUCGCGCCAGGUACGGGCAGGACACUCCACCUGACUACAACCUCGCUAAUAUCAACACGCCUAUUUUCAUGUACUACGGACAAGACGACAGCUGGUGCACUGAAGAGGACAUGGCACUUCUGAGAAGCAACUUGAAAAAUGUAAGAAAGUCUUUCAUUCCUCUGAGGAAGAACUUCAAACAUCGUGAUUUCGUUCUCUCCGACACAGCCUACGAAGAUGUGUGGAAAGAGGUGUUGAAGGAUUUGGAUCCGUACCUAAGGCAAAGUUGAAGUAAUGCCAAUGAGAGAUUAGGUUACUCUCCACUUACACUGGAGAAAAUCUGAGUUCCAAUAAAAAUAAGAUCAUUGCAAGGAA
Molecule: messenger RNA, 1345 nt
Organism: Thrips palmi
Lineage: Eukaryota; Metazoa; Arthropoda; Insecta; Thysanoptera; Thripidae
Product: lipase 3-like
Exons: 9
Coding region: 94-1260 (388 amino acids)
Biological process (GO): lipid metabolic process
Molecular function (GO): hydrolase activity, acting on ester bonds
Source: RefSeq, a predicted model, not a curated record